AGAGCUGGCUCGCCAUUGUAAGAUGGCGCAUUGAAGUGAACUGCAACGCGAAUUUUUGCUGUGUACUGCCAAGAAAAGCUCUUUGCAAUCCUUUCCUCUUCGGGAUUGUAAUCGCCCUCAAAACAAUAACAGAGGCUACUGUGAGUGAUAGUACGUGAAUUUGGAACCUUCGAUUCAUGAUUUAAGUGCUGUUCAGUGUUUCUUACGUUGUGACGAUUUGGAGGAAGAGAAAUUUUUCCUUGGCUACGUUGCCUAGACGAAAAUCAUCCAAAAUGGCGUCCGACCUAAUGCGGUAAAAAUUUGCACGAGAUGAAAAAAUCGUUUUUAGCAUUUAAAUGCGGUGUUUUCGAGCGGAUAUUUACGUUUUUCGUUAAUUUACAUCGAAUGUAAUUUUCUAAACGUGAAUCCCCUUCAGUAGUGUUCGUUUCGGUUUGCAAAUAUAAGGAAAAACAGCCAAAAAUUCGUCAUGAGUCAGGCCUCCGUCGAGACGGAUAAACCGAUAUUGGGUUCGAAUGACUUGUCCGGAUCAACGGAAGCUUCGCAUGUAUUUGAGCGACGAAAUUAUGGCAAGCGACAGCUGAGUACCCGCUCUGACUCAGCUAAUCAUUCGGAAGAUGAUGGUUUGUCGAAGGAGGACAAAAGCGAUUCGGAGAAUGAAUCCGGAAGCGACAGUAAGAGCGAAUCCGGCUCGUCAGAUUCGGAAAGCGACAACGGUUCGGAAUCGUCCGGUUCCAGCUCGAGUGAUAACGAGCAGAACAGCAGCAAUGUCAACACGUCGCACAAUAGCAGUGCUCAGCCGCGGCCCGAAGUGAACGGUGGUCCCGCCGCGUCGGAUGAAGACGAGGCCAAUCACAACGAAAGCAAAUCCGCUAAUGAUGAUGAAUCGGACAAUGAUACGUCCGGGGCGAGGGGGAAUCACAGCGGCAAUCAGAUGAACAAUAGCGAACAGACAAACGACAAGUCUCGUAGCAGUGCGCACUCCAGAUCCGGAUCGGAUGAAAGUGCGGAAGAAAACAACAGCGAAUCGGACGAUAGUGGUAAACCGAGCAACGCUAGUCAGAGUCAGGAUGACGACGAAGACGACGAGGAUGAAGCGGCCAGUGAAAACUCGGAUAACGAGGCGGACGGGGAUCAGCAGGAGCAGUCGUCAAAAAGUAGUUACGAUGAUGAAGAUUAUGCUGCGAACAACCGACGAAACAACGCCCGCAAGAAAGCUGCCGCUGCGCAAGCUAAACGGAAGCCGGCAGCCACCGCGCCAGCCAGGAAAAAGAAAAGCAGCCGUUGGAAGUCGGACACUUCGGAGGACGAAAGCGACGUCAGCGAGCAGGAUAGUUCCGAUGCCGGCGAUGGCAGCUACGGUGUUCGCCGGACAGCGGCCAAAAAGCGUACGGCACCACCACCAAAGCCAAAGGCGAAAAAAAAGAAACGCACUGCGUACACUUCGGACGAGGGCAGCGGCGGUGAUAGUGGAGACAACUCGCGGCAGGGUAGGAAUCGUAGAAAAACAGCUGUUAGUUAUAAGGAGGAGAGCGGCGAUGAACAGACUGAUAGUGAGGAUCUGUUGGAGAUUGAUGCUGAACAGGCGGAAGCGGCUGCUGCAGCUGCCGCUGAAGAUGAGAAGACUGAAACGAUCGAGCGAAUAAUCGGUCAGCGAUUGGGUAGAAAAGGCGCAACCGGAGCGGCCACCACCUGUUACUCCGUGGAAGAAAGUGGUGAUCCGAAUGAAGGAGCCGAAUCGAACGAUGCCGAUAAUACCGAACAACAGUAUCUCAUAAAGUGGACCGGCUGGUCCUACUUGCAUUGCACGUGGGAAUCGGAGGAAACACUGAAGGAGCAGAAGGUGAAAGGAAUGAAAAAAUUGGAAAACUACAUUAAGCGAGAAAAGGAUAUCGAAUACUGGCGAAAACAUCAAGCGGGGCCAGAAGAUAUAGAUUACUACGAGUGUCAGCAGGAGUUGCAGCAAGAUUUGCUGAAAAGUUACUAUAAUGUGGAACGUGUGAUUGCACAGGUUGAAAAACCGGAAGGUGGAACGGAUUACCUGUGCAAGUGGGAAUCACUGCCGUACGCGGACUCUACUUGGGAAGACGCUAGUUUGCUGUCGAAAAAGUGGAGCAAAAAGCUUGAAGAGUUCCAAGAACGUGAAGAUAGUCGACGGACGCCUUCCAAGCAUUGCAAGGCUAUCAAAUAUCGACCAAAGUUUCACCAUUUGAAAAGCCAACCGGAAUAUCUCGGAGAAGAUCGCGGUCUGAAAUUGAGAGAUUACCAAAUGGACGGUUUAAAUUGGCUUAUUUUAACUUGGUGUAAGGAAAACUCGGUGAUCCUGGCCGAUGAGAUGGGUUUGGGUAAAACAAUCCAAACUAUCUGCUUUCUGUAUUAUUUGUUCAAGGCGCAGCAACUGUACGGACCGUUCCUGUGCGUGGUUCCGCUUAGCACAAUGACAGCAUGGCAGCGAGAAUUUGCCAUCUGGGCACCAGAAAUGAAUGUCGUCACGUACCUCGGUGACGUAGCGUCACGUGAAAUUAUCCGACAGUACGAAUGGUGUUUCGUGAACAAUCAGAAACUGAAGUUUAAUGCCAUUUUAACGACCUACGAAAUUCUGUUAAAAGACAAAACAUUUCUUGGUAGCUUAAGCUGGGCGGCGUUACUUGUUGAUGAAGCGCAUCGAUUGAAAAAUGACGAUUCUCUACUGUACAAAGCUCUAGAAGAGUUUGACACUAACUACCGAUUGCUAAUCACCGGGACACCACUACAGAACUCCCUUAAAGAGCUCUGGGCCCUUUUGCAUUUUAUUAUGCCAAACAAAUUCGAUUCCUGGGAGGCCUUCGAGCGUAACUAUGGCAAUACUACUAAUGAUAAAUCAUACACCAAACUCCACAAGGAACUGGAACCGUAUAUAUUGCGGCGAGUUAAAAAAGAUGUCGAAAAAAGUUUACCCGCCAAGGUAGAACAAAUUCUCAGGGUAGAGAUGACUUCGAUACAAAGGCAAUAUUACCGCUGGAUAUUGACCAAAAAUUUCGACGCAUUGCGCAAGGGUAUGAAGGGUUCCAUCAAUACAUUCCUGAACAUUGUGAUUGAGUUGAAGAAGUGUUGCAAUCAUGCACUUUUAACGAGACCCACAGAGUUCGAGUCACAGACAGCCAUUCAGGACAAUAUAGUGGUGCAAUUGUUGAAAGGCUCCGGAAAGCUUGUUCUGCUGGAUAAACUGCUCUGUCGGCUGAAAGAAACCGGGCAUCGGGUGUUGAUUUUCUCGCAAAUGGUACGCAUGUUAGACAUCCUGGCAGAGUAUUUGCAGAAAAGACAUUUUUCCUUCCAACGGCUGGAUGGCAGCAUAAAAGGUGAAUUGCGAAAGCAAGCUUUAGACCAUUUCAAUGCCGAAGGCUCGACCGAUUUUUGUUUCCUCCUGUCAACCCGAGCCGGUGGUUUGGGCAUUAAUCUGGCCACGGCUGACACGGUAAUCAUUUUUGAUUCCGACUGGAAUCCCCAGAACGACUUGCAGGCGCAAGCUCGAGCUCAUCGGAUAGGACAGAAAAAUCAGGUCAAUAUUUAUCGGUUGGUGACCGCUCGAUCCGUUGAGGAGGAUAUUGUGGAACGUGCGAAAAAGAAAAUGGUGCUCGACCACUUGGUGAUCCAGCGAAUGGACACUACGGGACGUACAGUUCUUGACAAAAAUGGGGCUAACAACACGAGCAAUCCUUUCAACAAGGACGAACUGUCGGCGAUUUUGAAAUUUGGCGCUGAAGAGUUGUUCAAAGAGGACGAAGAUGGAGAUGAUGAACUCGUAUGUGAUAUUGAUGAAAUUCUCAAGCGGGCAGAGACGCGCGAUGAGGCACCUGGUAUGCCCGGUGAUGAACUUCUGUCGGCGUUUAACGUAACGACUUUUGAUUUUGACGAAGAAAAGGAAACCUCCGCCAUUCGAAAACCCGUGAAUCCACCUAACGAAGCAGAACAGGAUGCUGACACUAAAGACUGGGACGAGAUUAUUCCGCAAAACUAUCGCGAACUGAUAGAGGCAGAGGAGCGCAACAAAGAACUGAACGACCUCUAUUUACCGCCAAGACGCAAAACUUUGCAGCAAAUUAAUCAAACCAAUGAAGAUGGUAGCGGCAAAAAACGUAAGAAAAGAUCUGCUGAAGAUGAAAGCGCUGAAGAGUCUGACGUCAGCGAAGAAGGUAAAGCAGGUAAGAAGGCUGGCGCUAGAGGCAGGCCUUCGAACAAGGAAAAAAUUUCUGGCUUUACCGACACUGAGCUUAGGAGGUUUAUUAAGAGCUACAAAAAAUUCCCUGCGCCACUUAAACGGCUAGAAGCCAUUGCAAUCGAUGCUGAGUUGCAGGAAAAACCUUUGUCGGAGCUGAAAAGGGUGGGCGAAUUACUUCAGGAACGAUGUGUUCAAUUCAUGGAACAUUCGAAAGAAAAUGACGAGAAGGAUAAAAAUUCAUCGGAGGAAAAAGCUAAACGUGGACCACGUGCUGCAUUUUCGAUCCGUUUUGGUGGUGUUUCCUUCAACGUUAAAACGCUGCUGCAAUGCGUCGAAGAGUUGCAACCGCUUGAUGAUGUUCUACCCGUUGAUGCGAACGAACGCGCACAAUGGGUAUUAAACAUCAAAACGCGCCCGGCGCAUUUCGACGUCGAAUGGAACAGUGAAGAUGACUCGCGAUUGCUUCGUGGGAUCUAUCAGUUUGGAAUCGGUUCGUGGGAGGCAAUGAAACUGGAAAAUUCGCUGAACCUUGGAGACAAAAUUUUAGCUAACGACGGAGCAAAGAAACCUCAGGCCAAACAUCUCCAAUCUCGUGCAGAAUAUCUACUGAAAAUAAUCCGAAAGAAUCUCGAGCUGAAGAAAGGUAUCGGAAAGAAACCACGCAAACAACGAAAACCCCGGGGUGAAGGAAAGGCCAUAUCAGCUCCCACUGUCCAGUCUCCCUUAUCGUGUCAAGAGGUGGACGGAAAUGAAGGCUCCCCAAUGGAAGACAAAACGCAGCACACUCCCAUGGCUACCGGUAAAAAUAAGAAGCUAUCGGAGUCCGACCCGCAUCACCAUGAUCACGAGCUCAACUCCAAUGGUCCUAAGGAAGAUCACAAAGAACACAAAGAGAAAAAGGAGCGUAAAAAACGGGAAAAGAAAGACACUAAAAAGGACAAGAAAAAGAAUACUGGUCCGAUGCAUUUCACGGCUAACAACGAGCCUUGUGCAUUAAAUAUAAUCGGCGACUUGGAUCCCAGUGUGUUCAACGAGUGUAAGGAAAAGAUGCGUCCAGUUAAAAAAGCUCUCAAAACACUGGACAAUCCAGAUCAGACGCUUCCACCGCAGGAACAAGUCAACCAGACCCGAGCAUGUCUUCUCAGUAUUGGAAACCAAAUCAACCAGUGUUUGUCGGUGUACAAAGAUCCUGAAAAGAUCAAGGAAUGGAGAAGUAACUUGUGGUAUUUCGUAUCCAAGUUUACCGAAUUCGACGCCAAAAAACUGUUUAAACUCUAUAAGCAUGCAAUGAAGCGAAGUGGUGGCGAACCGGAAGAUGCUGUCGGAGGUAGCGGUAGUAGUGCUGAGAAAAAGAAAGAUCAUCAUCAUCACCAUCACCACCACCAUCAUCAUCAUCACCAUCAUGCGAAAGAUGGUCCAGGAUCCGCGCAGAACUCCCCGGUCAAGGAGGCCAAAGAGAAAGCUGAGAAAAUCACAAAAAAUCUUCCAGGAACACCGCAAGCUUUGCAGACUUUAGGUAAAAUAAAGAAAAUUAGCAAGAAAGAUAAUGGACAAAGUCAGCAGAAUAUUCCCAUGGUGGUAACCACACCUCUUGCGGAACAGGAAAAAGACAAAACUAUGAGCAAUGAUCGGCGAGAACGAAAAGAGAAGAAACGGCUGCACGGUGGUACGGGAACACCGGACCGGGGUGGUAUGAGCGGACUCGAUGGUGAUACGCACCAUCGCAAGGAACGCGACCGUUACCUGGGACAGGAUGGACAUGCGAACAGUGGUGACCCGAAGGAUGAUGGACCACACGCCAAACGGAAACUAGAGGAGGGUGAGCUCGAUGAGAACAGCAGAGAGUACAAGCGGCUGCAUGGGGACGGAAGGACACUUCGAGACAAAGCCUGGGACGAUUAUCCUGAUCGCAUGGGUAAUAUGAGAGGGAUAAAUCCUAGAGGUGGUACACCAGGAACACCGCAAGGUAUGCGCGGGGGAAUGUAUCCGGACGGAAGCGGGCGGAGUGGACCAUACCCCGAUGAUCGAUGGAGUGGUCGCGACCGAUUUAGUGAUCACAAACGCGAUCGUUAUGACAAUUACAAUCGCCACCCUCCUUCAGGUUACCAUCGCGAUCAUCGAGAUCGGGAUCGGGGCGAUCGACCGUACAAGGAUAAACGAAGAUACCCUCCACCACCGGGAAAUUAUCCCAAUAGCCAUUAUGGUAUGCCACCGGGCGGUUACUAUCCGCCGGGAGAUAAUCCUUAUCGAUACGCGGCAGGUUACGACCGAGGUGGAGGUGGGCCAUCAGGUGGGGGUCCGGGUGGACCCGAGUUUAUGGACUAUCGGACCGGUGGUAGCAACGUUGGUGGUGGACGAGGCGAUUAUGAACGGAGGCCACCGCCACCAGCGAAUUCCUAAACCAGGUCACCGGGAGUGCGUGCUUCUGUAAUAUAUGUGUACUUCAACACUUGUACUGUGAAUAAUUCCUGCGCUAUAUAAUUGAUAUAUAGAAAGCAAUCUACUAAAGUUCUGCUGUUUUUAAAAGCAAAACUCGUGGAGUUAGUGAACAUAGUUUUUUUUACAUCAAAAAGCUAGAUAUUUUAAAAUUAAUUUAUUAGGCCAUCAUUGAUAGAUGAAGGAUGCUCAUUAUUAUUAUUAGAUUAGGUUUGCCUCGUGGAAUAAACCAGACGUUUAACGAAACCUGAUUUUCUGCGCGUAUGCACAUCUUCGAUACCUCAAUCUUUCGUCCCUCUUUAGUUUUAGUAGUGCGAAGUGGGUUUGUUCAAACAACGCAUUUCAAUAAAACAAAACUACGCUGUGAAUAGGAUGGAAAUAGAAACGGUACCAGCGGAAAGAUGGAUAUGAUUUACUGUGAAGCGCGAUGCGCAUUUUGAGCGGUCAGUUGUAAAUAUUUGUAUUAUUAAAAAAACUGCAUGAAAAAUCAGGCGAAGUGAAACUAGAAUGAGUAGACUAGGUACAACAAAUAUGCCUAGUGCGAACGAGUGCGAAAGACUGGUAGAAACGCGUUUGUAAGGCUAGUAAAAAAUAUAGUUUUGUAUAAUUAAUUUAUACGGAUUAAUUGUCAAUAGAAAGUCUAUUUUACUUACUGUAAUAGUGUUUGAUUUAGAACAAAAACUUCAGAAAAAUAGCUUACAAUAUUUAAGCCUGCCUAACUUUACCAUCUACGUUUCGUUCAACAUGCUGUGGGGCAUCAGAUGUAAAUUUUAGAAAUGCGAGACUGGCUCCGCUCGUAUAUCACCCAUAUGCACUAAAAGUGGACUAUUUCCGGAGAGGAAUCGUUUCCGAACGCUUCCUGUACAAUAGAACGUGGAAACGGUGAAACCAGUAAAUAAAGAUCAAAAAUUA
Molecule: messenger RNA, 7543 nt
Organism: Wyeomyia smithii (pitcher-plant mosquito)
Lineage: Eukaryota; Metazoa; Arthropoda; Insecta; Diptera; Culicidae
Gene: Chd1
Product: chromodomain-helicase-DNA-binding protein 1
Exons: 8
Coding region: 467-6595 (2042 amino acids)
Biological process (GO): regulation of transcription by RNA polymerase II; nucleosome organization
Cellular component (GO): chromatin; nucleus
Molecular function (GO): ATP binding; chromatin binding; ATP hydrolysis activity
Source: RefSeq, a predicted model, not a curated record